GUCGGCUCGGGAGCGCCCGCAGUUGUGGCGGCAACAUGGCGGACGUGCUGAGCGUCGGGGUGAACUUGGAGGCCUUCGCCCAGGCUAUUAGUGCCAUUCAGGCACUGCGCUCCAGCGUGAGCAGGGUGUUCGACUGCUUGAAGGAUGGCAUGCGGAACAAGGAGACGCUGGAGGGCCGGGAGAAGGCCUUCAUUGCGAAUUUCCAGGACAACUUGCAUUCGGUCAACCGGGACCUCAAUGAGCUGGAGCGUCUGAGCAACCUGGUAGGCAAGCCGUCUGAGAACCACCCUCUCCACAACAGCGGGCUGCUGAGCCUGGAUCCCGUGCAAGACAAAACCCCUCUCUAUAGUCAGCUCCUGCAGGCAUAUAAAUGGUCCAACAAGUUGCAGUACCACGCGGGUCUUGCAUCCGGCCUUUUGAAUCAGCAGUCCUUGAAGCGCUCUGCAAAUCAGAUGGGAGUGUCGGCCAAGCGGAGACCAAAGGCCCAACCCACCACCCUGGUCCUGCCACCUCAGUAUGUGGAUGACGUGAUCAGCCGCAUCGACCGGAUGUUCCCUGAGAUGUCCAUCCACCUCUCCAGGCCCAACGGGACAUCGGCGAUGCUUCUGGUGACUCUGGGGAAGGUGUUGAAAGUGAUCGUUGUCAUGCGGAGCCUGUUCAUCGAUCGGACGAUAGUGAAGGGCUAUAAUGAAAAUGUCUACACCGAAGACGGCAAGCUCGACAUAUGGUCCAAGUCCAACUAUCAAGUGUUCCAGAAGGUGACAGAUCACGCCACCACCGCCCUGCUGCACUAUCAGCUACCACAGAUGCCAGAUGUGGUGGUCAGGUCCUUCAUGACCUGGUUGAGAAGCUACAUAAAGCUUUUCCAGGCCCCCUGCCAGCGCUGCGGGAAGUUCCUACAGGACGGCCUUCCGCCCACGUGGAGGGACUUCCGGACCCUUGAGGCCUUCCACGACACCUGCCGCCAGUGAGCCUGCCCCUCCCCCAGUGCCAGGCCCCGACCCUCCCUCCCCCCUCUGUGCCCGCUGCUCCCUCUCCAGACAAGGGGACUGUCACACGUCAGCCACAGGUGCUGCCCCUGCUGUGAGCCCGGACGCCAGAUAGCCAUUCUGUGUCCCCAUCAAAACCAUUUUCACAGCUGUCACCUGCAUGUGCUCCACGCUCCUGUAUGUUGUGCCAGUGCUCUUCUGUUCUGGUUUUGUAACUUAUUUCUAGAAACAAUAAAUCUUGCGUACCCGGCACAAGGCCCA
Messenger RNA from Cavia porcellus (domestic guinea pig), 1250 nucleotides. RefSeq names its product mediator complex subunit 27 (gene Med27). The coding region runs from base 36 to 971 and encodes 311 amino acids. NCBI's taxonomy places the organism in Eukaryota, Metazoa, Chordata, Mammalia, Rodentia, Caviidae. The transcript is spliced from 8 exons. Gene Ontology annotation, biological process: regulation of transcription by RNA polymerase II. Gene Ontology annotation, molecular function: transcription coactivator activity. Gene Ontology annotation, cellular component: mediator complex. The record is from RefSeq and is a predicted model, not a curated record.